Molecule: messenger RNA, 1198 nt
Organism: Megalopta genalis
Lineage: Eukaryota; Metazoa; Arthropoda; Insecta; Hymenoptera; Halictidae
Product: peptidyl-prolyl cis-trans isomerase E
Biological process (GO): protein peptidyl-prolyl isomerization; protein folding
Cellular component (GO): mitochondrion; cytoplasm
Molecular function (GO): peptidyl-prolyl cis-trans isomerase activity; cyclosporin A binding; RNA binding
Source: RefSeq, a predicted model, not a curated record
AUCGCCUGCUGUAAAUAUAUUUUAUAAUGAGGUAGUUAUUCGUAUAUAUUGCAUUUGUAUUAUUUCUUAGUACAAUGUAAUACAACAUCUCUUAAUGUAUAAACGUUAAACAUUCCUACUGAAGGUAACUAAAAAUAUAUGUAGAAUUACUUUAAUUAUAAUAAUAUCAUAAUGAGAAUAUAAACAGAAAUAUGUAAAAGCAAAAAAAAUAAAGAACUCGUUUAUAGCGAUUAUGAGUACAAACACGAAACGAACUAUUUAUGUGGGAGGCCUAGCCGAAGAAGUAGAUGAAAAGAUAUUGCACGCAGCGUUUAUACCUUUUGGUGAAAUUGUUGAUGUUCAGAUACCACUAGAUUAUGAAUCGGAAAAACACAGAGGAUUUGCAUUCAUUGAAUUCGAAAGUGCUGAGGAUGCGGCAGCAGCAAUUGAUAACAUGAAUGAUUCUGAGCUAUUUGGAAGAACAAUAAGAGUUAACAUUGCCAAACCACAGAAGAUAAAAGAAGGUUCUUCUAAACCUGUCUGGGCUGAUGAUACAUGGUUGCAAGAACAUGCUGGUGAAACCCUCAAAAGCGAUGAUAAUGCUAAGUCAGGAGAAACAAUACAGACCAAGAAAGGAAAACAAAAUCCUCAAGUUUAUUUUGAUAUUAGUGUUGGAAAACAAGAAAUAGGUAGAAUCAUUAUGAUGCUGAGAGCCGAUGUGGUACCAAAAACAGCUGAAAAUUUUCGUGCAUUGUGUACUCAUGAAAAAGGAUAUGGCUACCAAGGAAGCACUUUUCACAGAAUUAUUCCUGAUUUUAUGUGUCAAGGAGGAGACUUCACAAAUCAUAAUGGAACAGGUGGCAAAUCAAUUUACGGAAACAAAUUUGAUGAUGAGAAUUUCGAGUUGAAACAUACAGGGCCUGGUACCUUAUCUAUGGCAAAUUCUGGUACAAAUACAAAUGGCUCACAAUUUUUCAUAUGUACAGCUCGUACAGAUUGGCUAGAUGGAAAACAUGUUGUCUUUGGACAUGUCCUUAGUGGUUUAGAUGUUUUAAAAAAAGUCGAAAAAUUUGGAACAAAAUCUGGUACUCCUGCACAAAAAGUAGUGAUAACAGCUUGUGGAGAAUUAACUUAAAUGGUUAGAAACUUAUUUUUAUUAAUGUAUUAUAAUAAUGUAGGCUUUGUAUUAAAGAUACAAAGUUAUUAAUAAAAAUUAAAU